GAGCUGUCCAGUUCAGCACCACGGCGACGCAGUAGGUGGGCGCUCCUGCUCCGAGAGCUGUCCAGUCCAGCACCGCGGCGAUGCUGUAGGUGAGAGUGCCCGGUCGUGGGGAGCUGUCCACUUCAGCACUACGGCGAUGCAGUAAGUGGACGAGCCCGGCCGGGGUGAGCUGUCCGUUUCAGCACCACGGCGAUGCUGUAGCUGGGAGCGCCUGGCCCGGGGCUGCGCGGCCGUGAGCGGGGGAGGCGGGCGGGCCUGCCUGCUGCAAGACGCCGGCUAGCGCGCCCCAUCGCUCGCUCGCUCGCUGGCUUCCGAGGAGCUUUGCGGAUCGGGGGAGGGAACCCCGCCUCGAUUCUCCGGGAGAAACCCCCUCCCUCCCCCACUUCGCCGACACUACCCCCGCCGCCAACAACAAUAACCGCGGCUGCUCGUCCUGCCGCCACCGCGCCCGCCAACCCUGCUGCCGCCGCCGCCGCCGCCGCCGUUGCCGCCGCCGGGGCACAACCAUGGGAGGCGAGACCCCCUCACCGGUGCAGCUGAGCUCGAGGGCUUGCAGAAGACUGGGCAGUCUCCUCUGAAACGGAGGCGCCUCGAGGACCCCCUCCCUCCCCAAGGAAGAGAACUGGCGAAGCCACGGAUUUUCAUGGCGCAGGCCGCAGAGCCGCGAACGAAGACCGAAGGUUGCUUCCCAGCUCUUCCAGUCUCUAACUGUCUAGGUCCGGACCAUGAGAGAUGGUGUUGAGAAUUCGGCUGUACCCUGGCGCGCUGUGGAAGCCAUCUCCAAAUUAGCGAUCACAUAUGGAAACUGGAGACCAGAAUUUUAGGAAAAGAGAUUAAGGCAUCUCACUUGGGGGGGUGGGGGGGUGUCUUUUUAUUUAUUUUCCCUUUUUUAAAAAAAAAUCGCUGCAACUGGAACAGUUUUUUGAUCUCAAAAGGCAAGCCUCUCUUCCCGUGUGAUCUUUAUAAUUUACACACUUUUCCGUGAGCUUUCUUAUCUCCCUUUUUUUAUAUCUCUCCAUAUUCUCUAUUCACACAUAUAUCCAUUAUAUUAGUAGUGGAAUUACCAAUCGCACCCUCACACACACGCUCCUGAGAACCAGAAGUCGGUUGGGUGUUUAUAUAAUGAAGAAUUAUGGGGCUGUUUGAUCGAGGUGUUCAAAUGCUUUUAACCACCGUUGGUGCUUUCGCUGCCUUCAGCUUGAUGACCAUCGCUGUGGGAACCGACUAUUGGCUGUACUCCAGAGGGGUUUGCAAGACCAAAAGUGUCAGUGAGAAUGAAACCAGCAAGAAGAACGAGGAAGUUAUGACCCAUUCCGGGUUAUGGAGAACCUGCUGCCUCGAAGGGAACUUCAAAGGUCUGUGCAAGCAAAUCGACCACUUUCCGGAAGACGCGGACUACGAAGCUGACACCGCAGAGUAUUUCCUCCGGGCCGUGAGGGCCUCGAGUAUCUUCCCGAUCCUGAGUGUGAUCCUACUCUUCAUGGGUGGCCUCUGCAUCGCAGCAAGCGAGUUCUACAAGACACGCCACAACAUCAUCCUGAGUGCUGGCAUCUUCUUCGUGUCUGCAGGUCUUAGUAAUAUCAUCGGGAUCAUCGUGUAUAUAUCAGCCAAUGCUGGAGACCCCUCCAAGAGUGACUCCAAAAAGAACAGCUACUCCUACGGCUGGUCCUUCUACUUCGGGGCCCUGUCCUUCAUCAUCGCUGAGAUGGUCGGGGUGCUGGCCGUGCACAUGUUUAUCGACCGCCACAAACAGCUGCGGGCCACGGCCCGCGCCACCGACUACCUCCAGGCCUCCGCCAUCACCCGCAUCCCCAGCUACCGCUACCGCUACCAGCGCCGCAGCCGCUCCAGCUCGCGCUCCACCGAGCCCUCUCACUCCAGGGACGCCUCACCUGUGGGCGUGAAGGGCUUCAACACCCUGCCGUCCACGGAGAUCUCCAUGUACACCCUCAGUAGGGACCCCCUGAAGGCUGCCACCACGCCCACCGCCACCUACAACUCGGACAGGGAUAACAGCUUUCUCCAGGUCCACAACUGUAUCCAGAAGGACAGCAAGGACUCUCUCCACGCCAACACAGCCAACCGCCGGACCACGCCCGUAUGAAGACCGUGGGACGGGGAACCCCGGGGAGGCUUGGCCCGCGGGCGGGGGAGGGACCACAGCAGCCAGGGGGAGACCUUCCAUACGCAAAAAACAAACAAACAAACAAGCAAACAAGCAAAUGAACAAACAAACAACAAACAAACAAAACAAAAAACAAAAAAAAAAGAGAAAAACAUAGCAAGUAAAUUAAAAAAAAAAAAAAGAACAAACUACAAGAAGAACAAAAUCAAAACCACAGGCUAUGCGGGGGAAAAUAUAACCGAGGGAAGACAAACUUUAAACAAAGCAAGAGGGAUAAAAUUAAAAUAGAAAAUAAAUCUAAAAGAAAAUGCAUGAUUUCCCAUGUACCAUUAUUUUAACAUUUAAUAAAAACCAAUUUAAAUGAAAAAAUAAAAGGGAACCAAGAUAAUGUAAAGCAAAAAAACAAAAAACAAAAAAAAAAUAACAAAAAAUAACAAAAAAAUUGAGGAAAGCAAGAGAGUAUUUAUUAGGGUUUUAUGUUGCCUUUGUUUUUGUUUUCGGGUUUUUUGUUUUGUUUUGUUUUGUUUUAACUGCAGGGAGAGUUUAAAAAUAAAAAAAUAAAAAUAAAUUAAAAAAAAAAAAAAACACCCGCAUUCUUUUCCCUUUAACCCCAGCGGGCCCUGCCUCCCGGGGAGAGUAAGGGGUAGAGACUCAGGGCCCUCGGGGCCAGGGGAGCAAUGGUCACUGCCAAGCCCCUUGAUCCCUGGCUGGGCCCUGGGAUGCUGGAGAAGUUCAAUGGCUCUGCGACCAACUCUAUCCAGCACCAAUAAGGCAGUUGCAGGCCUCCAGGUGACCCAAGCCCCUGGUCCGCCCCUGUCCGUUAGGUGCCUGGAGGUGGCGCACUUGGGGCUACCCCGCCCCAAGUUCCCGGUCCUUAAUGGUCCUUAAAGGCCCUUAACCCACUGUGAUGACUUCCUAGGCCUUGAGGAAAGGGAAGGAGAAGGAAUGGCUGCUGGUGGCUCACAGAGAAGCCAGACCCUUGGAAUCCUCAGGGGGAGCCUUGGGGGUGGGGGGGGCAGUAACCCCAAGCUCCUGUCCUUGGAGGCAGGAGACACCCACCCCCAGGGGAUAUAAAGCAGCCGUCCCUCCUCACCCCUCACCUCAGGGCCACUAGAUGGCCCUGGGGCGAUGGUGGACCCCCCCCACACUCACAGGCCCCCAGCUCCCUGGGAAGGGGGCUCUUUGACCCUUUGGGGGUCCAUGGACUCACUGAUGCCCCUCUGGGGGGCCCAGGGAGCCCAACAAUGACAUUGCAAAAAGGUUUCUUUUUACAAAAGAAAAAGGAAAAACAAGUGGUGAUUUUUUUUUAAAAAAAAAUGAAUUAAAAAAAAAACCACAGACUAUAAAUAAAUGUAAAUAUAUAAUAAGUGAAUUUACUUGCAAGAAAAUCAAGUAGUAUUUUUUUCUUUUAAUUCUUUUCCAGCUUUAAACUGUGAAAAAAAUCGGGGUGGGGUGGGGGACUUAAAAUUUAGCAGGGAACUUGUAAAGACAAAACAAACAAACAAAAAAACAAAUAUAGAAAUCCAUUAAAAUAAAGAAACAAAAUCCAUUGGGAGAGACGUGAGCUGGGCACAGAGCCAGAGAGAAAAGGAGAAAGGCCCCACCAUCUUUCUGGGGACUAGAGAAAGAGGCUCUUCUUGCCUGCAGGGAGGUAUUGCUAAUGGAGAGAGGAGACCCACACAUCUGCCACUGUCCCCCUAGUCUCAGUGCUGCAACCGCCACCCAAGUUCCCAUUCAAUACCCAGUCAGGAAUGUGGCUCAGAGGGAGCUGACCUGUGCCCUCCAAAGCCAUGGAAACCAGCCCAGCCCUAUCGAUGGCCCUUGUGCUCCGUGUGCCCCCCACUGUACCUUACCUAUGUAUGGAUGCACCAUGUUCUUGUACGUGGAAGGGCUCCUUAUCUAUAUUCUAGAUGUCAUGUCUGUGUGACCUCUCUGGGCCUCAGUUUCCCACUGUGUCAGCUUGAGGACAGAUUGGCUUGAGCUCCAAAGGCUCAUUCUUAUCUUCUGUGUCUGUGACUUUUAAGAUCUGCUACCAGCCCAGCUCAGUGGAAAAUGGCCAGGAGCAAUCAAAGCAGUCCUGAUGACAUUAAGAACAUUCCUAAGUCUCUCUCUCUCUCUCUCUCUCUCUCUCUCUCUCUCUCUCUCUCUCUCUCACACACACACACACACACACACACACACACACACACACCAUGUGCCUCCUCACUGUGUUCCCCAGACCCCACCCCCACAUCCAGUGUCAAAGCAAAAAUUCACACAUGUGAGCAACCUAUCCUGCCAUGCAGACAGAGGGAGAUGCGCAGUUCCAAAAGCCCCUCAUUCACCUUCCCUUUCUGAAUGGUACAGACCCAGUCAUUAGUGAGUGGGGAAGGCUUCUUUGAGAGACGGGUCUCCUGCUAUCUUGGAGGUCAAUGAAAAAGCAGGCCUUUCUGGGGUGAGAGAUCUCCCUGUAUGGAAAGAAUGUUUGCAGAGCACUCUCCGGGGCAAGCAUCAACCCCAGUUAGGCCUGCACCCCAGAGUGAAUUAAGGGAGCACUCAGGUUUCCCCCUUUUCCUUCCCCAGAGUGGCAAGGGCCAGAUCAGACAAUGAGAACCUGGCUAACCAUUUCCUAGCAACCUCACCCCUCCCCCAACUCCAGCAACCAGCCUCCUGCCUGUCUUUGCUACCCUGACACCGGCCUGCUUGGAAGGUUCCCUGCGUAACUCUCUGGGAAUUGGAGGGCAUGCUGAGGAAGGCCUCUAUAGUGUCUUGUCUUAUGUCUGGAAGAGGAACACUCGUCUCCCAGGUCAGCAGCAAGACAGACCACCUGCUAGGCCAGCCCAGAAGUUCAGGGGAGGCCUCGGACCCCAUGGCUCAGAUAUGUGGGCCAGUUAAACAUGCAGGGAGAUCAGAGCAUCUUCCAAACUGGGCAAAAACAGCACCUUGUCCCUCCUCAGCCCUGCCCAAGGCCCAGCAGAUUCCAAACCAUACCAGAUAAAGGCCUAGAGACACAGGAAAGGGUCCUACAAACAAGCACCUCUCUGUGGAGAGCUCCUAGGCUCUGGUCAAGUAUUUGAGAACGAAUUGGACUUCUUCCUAGGAAGUGAGACCUGGGGUCAGGCCACCCAAACAAGACUCAUGGGUGAGAGGUAAUAUCAGCGUGGCUGACCAAGGAAGGGCUAGGGGGCCUGGAGGGAAGGGGCGGUGCUUCCUGUGGUGACAGCUCAUGCCCAGCUCUGAUCAAUUCAAAAAACAAAA
Mus caroli (Ryukyu mouse) is the source of this 5362-nucleotide messenger RNA. RefSeq names its product calcium voltage-gated channel auxiliary subunit gamma 2 (gene Cacng2). Gene Ontology annotation, biological process: neurotransmitter receptor transport, postsynaptic endosome to lysosome; regulation of AMPA receptor activity; neurotransmitter receptor internalization. Gene Ontology annotation, molecular function: voltage-gated calcium channel activity; channel regulator activity. The record is from RefSeq and is a predicted model, not a curated record. NCBI's taxonomy places the organism in Eukaryota, Metazoa, Chordata, Mammalia, Rodentia, Muridae. Gene Ontology annotation, cellular component: voltage-gated calcium channel complex; AMPA glutamate receptor complex; postsynaptic density membrane.